Messenger RNA from Scleropages formosus (Asian bonytongue), 3957 nucleotides. Its product is annotated as transcription regulator protein BACH1-like. The transcript has 5 exons. Lineage: Eukaryota; Metazoa; Chordata; Actinopteri; Osteoglossiformes; Osteoglossidae. Gene Ontology annotation, molecular function: protein binding; DNA-binding transcription factor activity, RNA polymerase II-specific; RNA polymerase II cis-regulatory region sequence-specific DNA binding. The record is from RefSeq and is a predicted model, not a curated record. The coding region runs from base 1272 to 3395 and encodes 707 amino acids. Gene Ontology annotation, biological process: regulation of transcription by RNA polymerase II.
AAGUGGUUCAGAAGAUGUGUGUUUGUAUUUCCUUAAGAAAGUAUGCAAUGUUAAAGUAAGCUACUAGUAGUAAGGUGCUAAGAAACUUUUACACCUGCACCAUUCAGAGCAUCAUGACAGGAAGCAUCACAGCCUGGUUUGGGAACAGCACCCAGCAGGACAGAUGGGCUCUACUGAGGGUGGUGAGUUCAGUUGAGCGUACCAUCCGAAUGGAGCUCCCUGACCUGCAGUCCGUCUACAGCAAGCGGUGCUGAAACAAGGCCAGGAAAAUAGUGGAAUACCUCAACCACCCGAGCAACGGACUUUCCUCUCUGUUACGGUCAGGGAAGCGCUUCCACUCCCUAAAGACCGAUACAGAGAGGAUGAAGAGGAGCUUCUUCCCUCAGGCUGUUUGGGCCAUCAACCAAUACGACACCAAGGACUUAAAAACCAGUCACCUCCAGGAACCACCCCACCUCUGCUAUUCCAUUUAUACAAACUCUUGUUUGUAUCUUGCACACUACAUUGCAUUGUUGCACACCACACUGCACUGCAUCUUAUGCUGCACAAUUUUUAUAAUUCAUUGCACGUCUUUUUAUAGAUAUUUAUAUAUUUUGCUUUUUUAUAUGUAUAGAUUUUAUAGAAAUUUUUUACAUUUUACUAAAAAACCUGUUAUGUUAGACAGCCGUAGCAUUUUCUGCACGUCGUACUGUGGGGGUGUGUAUGUGACAAAUAAAAUUUGAAUUUACGACACUCAGUCACUGCUGUGUGCGCUACUCGAUUCUUGCUGACACCUUCGACUUCCCAAAUCAAUGUGACAAUGAUAUAUACCUUCUACAGUAUACAGGGGGGUAUUCUUUCUGUUUCGAUCAAGUGUGCGGACUUUGACGAGUACUGUAGGUGUUAAGGGAUUCGAACGAACAACCUCGAGAGACCCCGGGCGAGGCGCGAGCGUGCACACUCAGCGACACCAGCUCGCGAACGGAAGCCGUGCUCCGGCGGAAGAACGAAAGCGCAGGAACAGAGCGCCGUGGUCACAUGACUUCAGUCCCACCAACGCACACAAACACGUAAACACGUUCCUCCUGAAGUGCUCUUAGGCGCGCGCACGCACAGGUAGACGCGCAGGUGUACGGGAGGCAACGGCGCCCCGUCUGUCGGGACUGAGAGAACCCUGCUCGGCCCGCAGCAGAGGAUCGCUGUGGACACGUCCGGACUGGGCAGCCGCUGUGAUGGAGACGGUCGGCCUAUAGGUAGAAUCAGCUGUUCCUUUCCACUGAAGUCUGCUAAAGAUGUCCAACACCCUGUCUCUGGAGGUCCCACGGACUUCUGUUUUCACAUUCCAGUCCUCGGUGCACAGCUCACACGUGCUUUGCCGCCUAGACGAGCAGAGGCAGAAUGAUUUCUUAUGCGAUGUGACGCUGAUUGUUGAGGGCCGCAGCUUCCGGGCCCAUCGGGUCGUCUUGGCUGCAUGCAGUGACUACUUCCAGGCUCGCGUGGGCAGCCACGCCGGACAGGGCAUGGUCAUCACCCUUCCGGAUGAGGUUACAGUAAAAGGCUUUGAACCAUUGCUGCAGUUUGCAUAUACUGCCAAACUCCUCUUCACUAAAGAAAAUAUUCUUGAAAUCCACAGUUGUGCAACCAUUUUAGGGUUUCACAACCUGGACAAGGCUUGCUUCGAGUUCCUCGUUCCAAAGUUUUUUGACAAAAGCAAAGGCAUACAAGGAUUGCGGAGAAAGGCAUGCUGUAGGCAGAGACUUGCACAGGCGGACUUCAGCAUUAACUUAAGUAAGGAUAACGGAGAGCAAGGUUGCACAGGCACAGAAACCCAGCUCCCGCUCAUGAACCUGAGGAGCAAGGAGGCAGCUUUCCCAGGCUCCGAAUUAACUUCAUGCCCUCCAGAGAGCCAGAGCAGAGACAGUGCUGAGACAGAUGGCCAAAUGGACUGCGCGCCGCCAGGCCCGAGUCGCUGUGCUUUGCUGGCAGCCUGCGGGAAGCAGGGGUUGUGUCUGGAGAGCUGUGACCCUCAGAUGACAUUCCCCUCUGAGGCUCUGACCAGUGAAGACUUUUGCCCCCCUUGUUUACCCUGCGUAGUGGAGAAUCAGGAAGAAGUAACUGGGAGUACCAGCUGUGGGAUCACACCCAGAAUAAGUGAUGUUUGUUUGGCUGGGGUUGAUGUAACCCCUGGGUGCCUCCCUCGUGUGACACUGCUUCCAGAAAGCCCCAGCUCUGUUGCCUUUGGGGCAACCCUGGAAAUGGACUGCAGCCAACCCUGUCAGCCUACAGCAGCUGGGAAUGACUGCUGUCCAGCUGGCCCUUUUGGAGAUCUUGAAGCUGCUGUAGCAGCGGUGGGAGUAAGCAGCGCCUUGGGACACAAUGGGAACAAAGAGACAGCAGAUAUCAGCCCCUCGUCCAACUCGGCUCUCGCCAGGGUGGUUCAAGGCAAGGAUGAGCCUGAACGGAGUAUUGUUGAGCGGGAGGUGGCUGAGCACCUGGCCAAGGGAUUCUGGCCUGACCUGUGUCCCUCACAGGCCCCGGAGCCCUUGCUACUGGAUCCAGCAGCCCAGGCUGGCCUAGAAAAGGCUUCAGACUUCCACUGGCUGAAGCAGCUGGACCUGACCUCCAGCACAGGGGACUGUCCCUUCCUUCGGGACCUGGGAGGAGAGGAGACACGCCUCCCUGAUAGUGAGCCGGUGUCACAGCCAGAAAAGAGCCCAUACGUCUCCUCUGUCAACUCAGGGGAAGAUUCUGACUGUGACACAGAGGGGGACAGUGAGUCAUACACUGCCGAGAGGGCACAUGAGGUUCAACUGCCUUUCCCAGUGGAGAAGAUCUCAUCCCUGAGCCGCAAUGACUUCCAGCAGCUGCUCAAGGUCCAGCCGCUGACUCGAGAGCAGCUGGACUUUGUACACGAUGUGCGGCGCCGCAGCAAGAACCGUAUGGCUGCACAGCGCUGCCGGAAGCGCAAGCUGGAUUGCAUCCACAACCUGGAGUGUGAGAUUGACAAGCUGAAUAAUGAGAAGGAGAAGCUGCUGCAGGAACAGGAGGAGCUGCGUCUCAGCAUGGAGCAAGCGAUGCGCAAUCUAUCCAGUCUGUGCCAGAAGGUGUGCGAUGAAGCAGCACUACCGCCUGAGCAGCUACAGGCCCUGGUGAAGUGUUCUCCUCUGGACUGUAUCACGUUUACUUCCUCUGAUGGCUGUGCCCGGGACUCCUGCAGCCCAGAGGGCACAGGUACAGCUGAAAGCAGUGCAGCCCCCCAGCAUCUCCCCCCAUCAACUGAUCCCAUCUCCAGGACAGCCAGCACCCCAGUUGCGGAGACGUGUGACCCCAUCUCCAUCAUAAACAUCUGCCUAGACAGCAGCAGUACAUGCGUGACGGGUGACUCUUAUACCCACUCCACUUUUUCCUCAGUUUAAAUAAGAUUCACCUACAUAGUAUUCAAAAAGUUCAUCCUCAACUUUUCCAGUGACUCUGGGAUUCUACAAAUUUUUUUUUUUUUAAAUUUUCUUUACCAUGUGUCUCUGAUUUAUUCAAGGAUCGUUGUAGCAAUUUCAGAAGAACAGUAAAAGAAUAUAUAUCUACUACGCAUUGCCCACAAGAUUCGAAGCUGUCAUCACAGGACACGAGUGUGGAUUACCAAAGAUUAGGUGAAAGAUUUGCUGGUUUGGUCUUAUUAUUUGAGUAAUGGAGAAAAAAACAGAAAUAAACCAAAGAGUCUCACCUGUUGUAAACAAAAUUAAACACAAUCCUCAUCUUAAGCAGAAUCAGAUGAUUGUCAAAAAAGUAAACUAGUUAAGCUGCUAGGAGUUGUAUCUGUUAGAUGUAAAAAGGCUUAAUUAAUCCUAAAAGCCUGAUGUGCUUGUCAUUUUCCAAUGGCAGUAGUAUAAGAUUUUUUUUUUUUCCUUUUUCAUAUUUUAGUUUUAAUAAUUUGUGUAUUGCCCCCCUACUUUUAGCAUUAUGCAUUUAAAGCAACUUAUU